AUGGCCGUAAUUGAGAAUCCUUCUGGUUCCUUUGUUUCAGUCACUUCGGCACGUUUUGAGUUCGGUAGACCUCCAAUACGCGAAGUUGGAGGAGGCAUUUUAAUUAAGCCUAGAGGGACUUUUAUGGACGCUACAAUUGUGGCAAAUUUUGCUGUUGAUGAAUCUUUUUUUGGAAUGGGAUGUAUUGAAUUAUUGUUUUUCACUGAUUUAACACCAAUAAAUGCUCCAUAUGGAGGUAUACCACAUUCGAGAACUAUUUGUGAUUUAACAAAAACAUGUUCACGAUUUCCAUGUCCAGAAUAUGGUAAAAAUAAUUAUACAAAAAUUUGUUUAAUGUGUAGUUUAGUGUAG
Molecule: messenger RNA, 351 nt
Organism: Meloidogyne enterolobii
Lineage: Eukaryota; Metazoa; Nematoda; Chromadorea; Rhabditida; Meloidogynidae
Source: the annotation of a GenBank genome assembly